This is a messenger RNA of Thamnophis sirtalis, 4133 nucleotides long. NCBI's taxonomy places the organism in Eukaryota, Metazoa, Chordata, Lepidosauria, Squamata, Natricidae. The record is from RefSeq and is a predicted model, not a curated record.
AAAGAAUUGUCUGGGCACAAGAACAUUGUAGGGUAUUUGGAUUGUGCUGUUAAUACUGUUAGUGAUAAUGUGUGGGAAGUGCUUAUCUUAAUGGAAUAUUGUCGUGCGGGGCAAAUAGUGAAUCAGAUGAACCAGAGAUUACAAACGGGCUUUACUGAAUCAGAAGUGCUAAGAAUUUUUUGUGAUGCCUGUGAAGCUGUUGCUAGGCUGCACCAAUGCAAAACUCCCAUUGUUCAUAGAGAUUUGAAGGUUGAAAACCUUUUAUUGAAUGACAGUGGAAACUAUGUGCUUUGUGACUUCGGCAGUGCCACUAAUAAAUUCCUUAACCCUCAGAAAGAUGGAGUCAGUGGAGUUGAAGAAGAAAUUAAAAAGUAUACCACAUUGUCGUAUAGAGCUCCUGAAAUGAUCAAUCUUUAUGGAGGGAAAACAAUUACAACCAAGGCAGAUAUCUGGGCCCUUGGCUGCUUGCUGUAUAAACUUUGUUUUUUCACACUUCCCUUUGGUGAGAGUCAGGUUGCUAUUUGUGAUGGAAGCUUUACCAUCCCAGACAAUUCACGCUAUUCACACAGUAUGCAUUGUUUGAUAAGAUACAUGCUUGAACCAGAUCAAGAGCGAAGACCUGAUAUCUUUCAAGUAUCUUAUUUUGCCUUUAAACUUGCCAAAAAGGACUGUCCAAUUUUAAACAUGAAUAAUUCUCCUCUCCCUUCAACUCUUCCUGAGCCCUUGACAGCUAGUGAGGCUGCUGCUAAGAAAAGCCAAAUAAAAGCUAGAAAUGUUCCAGGAGCCUCAAAGAUUGGAAAUGGUCACGAGAGCGUAUUGUCGCCGGGAACCCCACAGCAAAACAGGGUAUUGCAACAACUACAGCAAGGUGACUGGAGGCUACAACAGCUGCAUCAUUUACAUCAGCAACAGCAACAGCAGCAACAACAAUUGCUCCAUGAUUCAUACAUGCAGCAGUAUCAGCAAGCAAUGCAGCAGCAUGUUGUUCAGCAGCAGCUUUUGAUACGCACUGUGUAUCAGCAGCAGCAGCAGCAUCAGCAGCAGCCCCCUCCUUCUCCAUAUCCUGCUAUGGUAAAUCACUUUGGGAAACCCAAUAAAACCCUUCUAGCUAAGAAAGGGAAGCUUGGACUAAACGCUGAUUUGAAAUUGAAGUUAUUUUGCCUGUUCUUCAUCCUUUCAGGCUCCCCAGGAAAUGAAAUUAAUAACCCAGCCAGCAAUCUAGAAAACACGUUAGAGGGUCUUUCUAAGUACGAGAGGCCAAGCCAGGUGGUUAAGGACCAGGAUGCUGGAAAGAAAGCAGCGGAAGUUCCUACUAAGAAAGGAAACGAUGAAUCGGAGAGUGAUUUUGAAUCCGAUCCCCCUUCUCCAAAGAGCAGUGAGGAAGAGGAAGAGCAAGAGGACGAAGAAGUCUUGCAGGGCGAGACGGGAGACUUUAUUGACGACAACGACACAGAGCCAGAAAACCUAGGCCAGCACCCCCUUCUCAUGGAUUCUGAAGAAGAUGUAGAAGAUGACGAUAAGCACAGUUCUGACUCGGACAGUCAACAUUUUAGGCCCCCAGAAGAGGUGCCUUGCGGCAGAUACAGAGAAGGGCCUGGCAACGUAGAAAGCAGAGAGACGAUUCUUCCCUGUCCGUCGUUGACCGAGUUCCCCGGUUCCAGUUUGAGCCCCAAACAAGAAUUUGAUGUCUUCGGAGCAGUUCCGUUCUACGUUUUGCAGCCCCAGGAGCAGAAGGAUUCUUCUCCCCACGUCGCCCGUCCCCAGCAAGACCAGGACGACUUCGACGUCUUCACCAAAGCCCCCUUCAGCAGAAGGAUAUCCCAGCAAGACGAUCCGAUCACAGGCUCGGAACUUCAAACGUCUCCCGUUCCCCCCAAAAGCGUGGACGUCUUUGGCUGCCUCCCGUUCCAGCCCGUUUCCAUCCAGAGGCACGGAGAAGCGAGGGAGGAUCUCUUCGGGCUGGUCCCAUUUGAGGAGAUAACCGGCAGCCAGCAGCAGCACAAGGCGAAGCAGCAGCAACGGAACCUGCAGAAGCUCUCCUCCCGCCAGAGGCGCAUGAAGCAAGAGGGGACCAAGAGCAACGGCAAGCGCCAUCACGGAACCCCCACCAGCAGCAAGAAGACCCUCAAGCCCAGUUACCGGACGCCGGAGAGAGCCCGAAGGCACAAGAAAGCCGGCCGCCGGGAUUCCCAAAGCAGCAACGAGUUUCUGACCAUUUCCGAUUCCAAGGAAAACAUAAGCAUUAGCCUGUCGGAUAGCAAGGACAGAGUCAAUCCCUUGCAAGGUGAGGAUAACCUCCUGGAUCCCUUUGGAGCCAAGCCUUUCCACCCUGCCGAAGGGAUACGUCUCCCACAACACCAAGGAUUGGCUGAUAAUCGUGGGGAUAAUCACAACUCCGCAGCGCCUGGGAGACCCAGGCAGAGCUCCUUAAUUGGUAGCAUUCAUUCCGGCGACGGCAUAAAAUUAACAGAUGAUUUCGGAGCAGUUCCUUUCACCGAACUCGUGCCAAGUGUGAAGUCUCAACAGAGCCAGCAGCCACAGGCAGUGGAGUUUGAUCCAUUUGGGGCAGCUCCGUUUCCUUCCAAACCGUAGGCUCUUUUUUUUUUUUUUUUUAGGAACAUCCAAAUUUUUUUUUCCCUUUUCAAACUUGGAUUUAAUAUGCCACUCUAAAUUCAUUUACUUCGGUUGAGAAGCAAUUUUUUUUUAAAAAAACCCGCUUAUUUCUCUGCUGUGGCUCGAUGAGAUUUUAACAUCCGCCGUGUUAAAAGAUGCAAGAUCGGGAUGAUACAAUGGCGAGAAAGGUUUGAAUAAGAGAAAAACCUUUCCAAAAGUUAGAUCGGGAGAUAGCUAUCACCGAGGAUAUCGGACUAGGACAUUCAGAGUUGAGUCCUUUCUAGAGUGCAAUUACACUUGAAUUGAUGGGAGCAUCAGACCGGGUCGGAUGAAUGAAACGAGACCUUAUCAGUCCAAAAAAUCAAGAAAAUAUCUGGAAAAAAAAGCCAGGUUUAUUGAGAACUGCUUCAUUGUACCUGUUCUAAAGGUUAUUUUUUUAGAAAAACACUUCUUAACCUCUUAACAUCUCUGAAAAUCAGAGCUUGCGCUCUUGAUACUGGUUCCUAAACUUACACGAAGAAACCUAAAUCUUUCUAUCUCUAUCUGCCUGAACUGUGCUUUUCCACAGUAAGUGCCAUUAAUAUAAAACAGGGAUCGUUGUAAUUCUUAGGAUUUCAAGAACUUAGCUGGGGUUGUUGGAAGUGGGAAUGGAACGAGAAAGCAGCAGCACUAACAGUUAGCUUCUUUGCAGCACUUUGAAGAUUGCCAUUUUGAGAAGAGAGCGUGGCUUACUUGCACACCACACCCAACACAGAGAGAAAGAUGUGGGGGGAAAAACAGCCAGGAAAUUGUAGCAAAUUCAGACCUAUAACGAGCUUAAAUCAGAGUUUUCACCCCAGGUCUGCUGGCUUUACUGGGGUUUUGUAUUUCCUAUGAACUGAAUGCACCCCACAAGGUUUUUAAUCUUCUAAAACGGUUCUCACCUAAUUUUUGAAUUCUGUAUUACGUGAUUGUACUUUUCUAAGACUUUACACAAAACACACCGGUCAGUUUCCAACAAGAGGAGGUUUAGAAUCCAAGGCUUAAAAACGAUGCUCUUUUGAGUCUCUCAACCAUUACCGCGUAGUAAAACCCGCAAUGCCUUACAGCCAGGACCGCGUCCUGAUAUUAAUUUACCUCUGAGCCAAUGGGUGCCCUUGAGACACAGAUUGUAACACUUGGAGAACUUACGGUGCGUAGACAAGUACAUUUUUGGAACUUUCAACCGGAGCGAAGGAACUCCCAAUGUCUUCAUUCGCUGUGGGUCAGUCUAGGGCAGCUGUGUGUGUUCAAAAUAGCCAUGGGAUGCCCCGCAGCUCCUUUUCAGUUUCGUGAAAACGGGCAGUCUUGGAAGUGGACGUAGUAAAACGUUUUGUCACAAAGCAUGGCCAGGGAUCCAGAGAUCAUGGCGGGAUCUUUUUGGAGUACGUCCGUGUGUGUUUGAAUCAGAAAUGCUAAACGUCUAGCACAGAGGUGUCAAACUUGAUUUCAUUGAGGGCCGCAUCAGGGUUGUGUUUGACUUUGGGGUGGGGUGAGGGAGU